AGGCUUAUUUCGUCGUGUUUUUUCUUUACAAAGCUUUUUAUCAUUUUCCAGAGAAGUGCAGUUUAUUAUUACAUUAUCUUAUUACUUUCAAGGAUUUACUGAGCGCAGUGUUGGAGCGGUGCAGGACACAUGUUAUUGCGUAUUUUCCUCAAAACGCCAGACCGCGAGAACAAAGGGACCCAUAUUUGCGAAUUUAUAUAACACUUUCCGAUCGGCAAAUCGAUAAAUUAAAUAAACACGUGAUAGACAAUUUAUUCAAAAUCAAAAUGGUGCGGGUUAUUCCAGUGCAAGUGUGAAAAAACUAAUUUAAAAAUGAUUAAAAGGAACGGUGCUAAUGUAUUUGCAAUCGCGCCGAGCAACAAUCAGUGUCAAAGCGGCCGGAGUUCUGUCUCGCUCAGUCCCGGCGCGGCGACGAGAAUCCCGCGAGCCACUACCGCUAGAAUGACGCAGCCCGACGCGCAUCAAAACAGCAAGGAAGCGAACAUCGCGAUUUCGACAUACGUCGAAAAAUGGAAAAACCGAUAUGAAGAAUCCGAAAGAAAACACAAGGCUCACCUUCUCAAAUCGGAAAAAGCGAGACGUGAGCAUGAUGAUCUACAGAGGCGCUACAAGAUCCUCACCGAGGAGCGGAACCACCUGGACGCUGAACUGCAUGACCGAGAGAGGGAGCUUCUCAAGCUGCGGACAGCAUCCGAAGACCUGUACCGGGAGUAUGAGAGACUCAAGAACCAGCAGGAGAUUGAUGCCGGGGUGAUGCAGAAGGUGAUGCAGCAAGCCGGGGAGUGGUAUAAACAGAACAAGCAGCUCAAGCGACGCAGCGCCGUCCUCCUACACGCGUUACCGCCCAACGCUGUUGAUAUCGACCUCACCGACUCCAAUGAUAAUGCAUCAGACAGCAGCAACGAGGAGGUGGAGUUCCUGAAGCGCACGGUGCAGGAGCUGAGCGCGCAGGUGGCGGCGCUGCAGACGGACAUCAACAACGCGAGGCUGCACGAGUUCGAGGCGCACGAGCUCGGCGCGCAGCUGCAGCAGGACCUAGAAAUGGAGAAGGAGAAGAACUCGCGACUGGAGACAGAGCUGCAGGAGUGCAGGAGCCAGCUGGAGCGACACAACCGCGUGUCCAAGCUGCUAAUGGACGAGGUCACAGAGCUGAAGCACAAUGCCGACAGAGACAGAGAGAUGGCUGAGACGUACAGGAGCGAGGCACGCGAUGCGGCGAAGCGCGUUAAGGUGCUGACACACCAGUCCUCGCUGCUGCUGGGCGACGCGGGCGCGGACGAGCGCGCGGGCCGGCUGCUGGACGAGGUGGGCGCGCUGCGGGAGGCCCUGGAGCAGCAGGCGGCCAGACACCGCGACCAGCUGGACGAGUUGCAGUUAAAGCUUGCUGAAAAACACGAAGACACAGACAUACUCCUAUGGGAAGAGAAGAUAAAACUGGCGGAAGAAGAUGCGCAGAAAGCUCUAGAACGAGCGGAGAAGGCAGAGAGGAAAGUAGCAGAGUUGGAGAGAAGACUAGCAGAUUUGGAGAGGAAUAGACCUGGGCAGAGGAAAGGAGGCAUCAUGUCGAGGAUAAACUACUUCGAGAAUGCUGGAGAGAAGAAAGAUGUUAAAGUCGAAACAUCAUCAUCAGCAACUCAAGCGCCAUCAUCACCGUCACCACUCCCACCUAAAUCUCCACUACCAUCUGAAUCUAAUUUAUCUGUUCCACCAUUACCUCCUUCAUCCAAGACUGAAUCAUCAACUACUACUUCAUCAACUACUACUGCAUCAUCUACUACUGAAUCAUCAUUAUCACCAUCACCGCCACCUCCGCCCCCAUGUCCAUCAUCAUCAGCGCCUCCACCACCGCCCCCGUGCCCGCCUCCGCCGCCUCCCCCCUGCUUCCUGCCGCCUCCACCGCCCCCUACAGUUGGGGGGGACAUGGCAGAGAUGCUCGCCAGCAAACAUGGCACGUUGAAACGGACGAAGCAGAAUGGUGGUGGUGCAGGUAUAGACGCGAUAGUGGACCAGAUCAAAGGCGGGAAGUUCCAGCUGAAAUCCACCGACCAGGUCGUCAAGAAGCCCAAAGAGGAACCGGAGGCUGUGAAGGAGAUGCUGCAGAUAUUGGGCACACUAAGGAAGAGACGGGCCAACGGACGACCUAGCUUUAUUGCUGAGGAGGCUAAGAAUUGAGAGUGUGUUGAGAAGGCAGUGGUUAUCUGUGAAAAUGUCAAGAAAAAUGAAGAUGCUUGGUAGAUGUGUGUUAAGAAUGCAGUGGAUUUAUGCUAAAGUCAAGAAAAAUUUAGGAACUCAGUGGAUGUAGGGAAUGUAGUAAGUGAUAAAUGCGAAAGUCAUUCAAAGUUAAAGAGAGAAGUAGAAAUAUGUGAAGAAAUAGGUACCGAAAGCUGUGUAAAUUUAAUGCUUCAUAGCCGAGGAGACUCAAUAGUAUCAAUGUAAAUGUCAAAAAAGUGAAGAGGCUUGUUAAAGUGCGACAAGGCUUUAUAUGA
Aricia agestis (brown argus) is the source of this 2486-nucleotide messenger RNA. RefSeq names its product shootin-1-like. The transcript is spliced from 9 exons. Lineage: Eukaryota; Metazoa; Arthropoda; Insecta; Lepidoptera; Lycaenidae. The coding region runs from base 313 to 2172 and encodes 619 amino acids. The record is from RefSeq and is a predicted model, not a curated record.